Molecule: messenger RNA, 1338 nt
Organism: Triticum aestivum (bread wheat)
Lineage: Eukaryota; Viridiplantae; Streptophyta; Magnoliopsida; Poales; Poaceae
Product: F-box protein At5g65850-like
Exons: 1
Coding region: 22-861 (279 amino acids)
Molecular function (GO): protein binding
Source: RefSeq, a predicted model, not a curated record
GUUGCCCAUCUAUCUGUAACGAUGGGGCGUCGUCUUCGUCACCAUCUUCGUCUAUCCAUGACGACGGGACGUCGUCGUCGCCAUCUUCGUCGCGUUGAGGCUCAGAGCAGCAGCCACAGCAGGGAGAUCCCUAGGGAGAUGAUCCAAGAGAUCCUAGUGAAGCUGCCGACAAAGGACGUGGCCCGGUGCUACUGCGUCUCGAGGCUGUGGCGCAGUGUCGUCAGCGAGCCCUCCUUUCGCCGUCUCCACGCCGCCAACUACGCCACCGCCUUGUCGGCGGACGCAGAUGUCUUGUUCGUCUUGACGACGUGUGAGCCGGGCCGGAGCGACGAGGCCAGCAUCUUCAGCAUGUCUUCGGGCAAGGCCAUGUUCUCCUUCGACAUCCCCAGUGUCUACGACCUCGCCAACGUCUGCAACGGCCUCCUCUGCUAUGUGCACGGCAGCGGCCCCGAGGCACCGGCGGUGGUAUGUAACCCUGUCACCGGCGAGACGCUGGCGCUUCCCAGGGCGCCGCCGCUCACAGGAACCAAGGAUAAGACACAUCUCUUCGCCUUGGGAUUCAGUCCACCCACCAAUGAGUAUAAGCUGUUCAGGUUCUCUAAGGUGCACAUGGCCGUGUACACCUUAGGCGACACUCGGCGCUGGCGGCAGCACUCAUUCCACUCACCGUCUCAUCCGGCUGAAAUCCCGACUUGGCCGCCACUGCUGAUCGACGGCAAGCUGUAUGUGCUGACGAUAGGUUGGAAGCGAGUGUUGGUAGUCGAUGUGCUUACUGAGACAUACCGCACGCACCGUCUGCCAGAGCAUGAGACUCUCGACUAUGCCAAGCAGCUAGUGGGUGCCUUCGAGCUCGACGGCUAGUUGUGCUUCGUCAAACACGUCUGUUACGUGGGCCUCCACUUUUGGGUCAUGUCGCUGCCGGAGGAUGACAAGCCUCCACAGUGGGAUCUGCGCUAUAACUUCCAUAUCAAGGAACCAUUCUACAUCUUCAGGCCAUGGAGCGCCUGGGUUGACAAUGGCGACAAGAUGCUCUGCUACAUGAACGAUGAAACUUUGUACAAGUAUGACACCAGAACAUGCUCACCGCUGAUGCCUGACCAGGGUCAACAGCUGCGGUGGGACCAAAGGCUCCAAAUCCCGAUGUUUCGAAUAUCAGGGGAAAUUUUUAAAUGCCACUUUAGAAUCCGUGGGGGUUAUCGUCCCACCCUGCUCUCGCCUCUCACCUUUGCGUUACCGCCUUCCCAAGAUGACGAAGACAGAGAAAAAUAUAGACACCGAUUCAGGCACACCUUGUCAAGUGUACUAUAUGGUGCCAUCAGCAAAUUAAGAAGAAGAAAG